Molecule: messenger RNA, 1375 nt
Organism: Cryptomeria japonica (Japanese cedar)
Lineage: Eukaryota; Viridiplantae; Streptophyta; Pinopsida; Cupressales; Cupressaceae
Product: F-box protein SKIP1
Exons: 2
Coding region: 81-1073 (330 amino acids)
Molecular function (GO): protein binding
Source: RefSeq, a predicted model, not a curated record
AAGUAUCCCGUAAAUCGUAACACGCAUAAAUAGAGAACAACAUUCCCUGGCAGGGCAUAAGUCAGUUUGGUUGAUUGUCAAUGGAAACAAAUUGUGCAGAUGGGUCAUCUCCACAUAGUUCUGAAGAGGUCUUCUCCAGCGACAAAUCUUUGCAGAAUGAAAAAGGGGUUGAAUCCACGAGAGAGGGCAAUUGGUCGGACCUUACAGAACAGGCCCUCGUUGACAUAUUCUCAAGGUUGAAUUUGGGGGAGAGAUGGAAUAGAGCAUCUCCUGUAUGUAAAUCAUGGUUCAAGGCUUCCCGUGAUCCAUUUUUAUGGCAUGUUGUUGAUUUUGAACAGUAUUUUGGAAGGACAAGGGAAAAUGCUUUUUGGUGGACUGUAGAGUUUCAGAAAAAAAUUGAUAGAAUGGUGAAGAUUGCAGUGGAUUGCGGUGGUGGGAAUUUAAGGGAAUUGCAUGUUAGGCAUUGCUCUGACGAAUCGAUUGCUUAUAUGGCCCAAAGGUGUCCAAACAUUCAACGCCUCUCUAUUAAGACAUGUCAAAAUGUUACUGAUACAUCAGUGUGCCAAAUUGCUUCUGGCUGCUACAAAAUUGAGGAACUUGAUAUUAGCUAUUGUUACAAUAUAUCUCAUGCCUCUUUAGAAAAAAUAGGAGCCAACUGUAAAUAUUUGACUACCCUUAAGAGGAACAUGUUGAAUUCUCUAGAUCCCUCUGAACACAGGGAUGCCAUUCCUACUGAGUAUAUCAAUAUGGCUCCUUUGAGUGGAGAUGAUGAGGCUACUGUCUUUGCAAAAUAUAUGCCAAAUUUAAAACAUCUUGAAAUAAAAUUUUCUAAAUUGUCUCCAAAGGGAUUGAGGAUAUUAGUGGAUGGAUGCCCCAAUUUGGAACAUCUUGAUUUGUUUGGUUGUUUAAACCUUAGAAGCAGAGAAUUGGAUGAAGUGACAGCAAAUGCAAAGAAUCUAAAGGUAUUGAUUAAACCCAAUUUCUUUAUUCCCAGAGCAUCCUUUAAUGCAGAGAGGUAUGGGCAUUGGCAGUUGUAUGAUGAACGUUUCCAGACAAAUGCCUUUCAGAUAUAAAUUGGCAGUAUGGAAUGUCUUUUUUGGACAUUAAGCACAAAGUAAUUGUGUCAUGUACAAUAAAAGGUGAGUGGGUAUUUUGAAAUGUUGACACUUUUCUAACGUGUUGAACAUAACUUACAGACACAACCUGGUAAAGUGUAUAAUAUUGUUUUGUACAUGUGGUAAGUAUAAGAAAAAUGUGUUUCACUCGAAAGAGAGGACUACUAUUUCUAUUGUUAUGCUUUAUAAGGCAUGCAAACAUGUUGUAGUGAUGAUUUUAAGAAAUUUAAUAAUGAAUAGACAACUUACCUUUCUCUUGA